CUUGCUGUUGCUGUUUCGUUUUCAAUCAUGUCACAUUCUUUUCUUUAAUAACCUGUAUGACAAUACAAGUAAGAAAAGACAAUAUUUCGUUCAUCAUUAACACAACUGUAUUUAAGUUCGCUCAUUUUUGUUUUGAGUAUUAAUUUAAUCAAUGUUUUAAAUGAAAUAUACUUUUUGUUCAUCAGCUAGAGAGUAACAAUGACUGCUACCCUUAGUGCUUUACCCAAGACUCAAUUAGUUGAUGAAGAGACAGAAGACUUUGGGCCUCAGCUGAUAAAUAAACUUGAGGGACAGGGAAUAAGUGCGGCAGAUGUCAAAAAACUUGAAGAAGCUGGAUAUCACACUGUUGAAGCUGUUGCUUUUGCACCAAAAAAACAUUUGACCACCAUCAAGGGCAUUAGUGAGGCAAAAGCAGAUAAGAUUUUGGCUGAGGCUUCAAAGCUGGUACCAAUGGGGUUUACAACUGCCACAGAGUUUCAUCAAAAGCGGUCAGAAAUCAUCCAGCUGACAACUGGCUCCAAGGAGUUAGACAGGCUCUUGGGCGGUGGCAUCGAGACUGGUUCUAUCACAGAGAUAUUCGGAGAGUUCAGAACUGGUAAAACGCAGAUCUGUCACACACUGGCCGUCACAUGUCAGUUACCUAUUGAUCAGAGUGGUGGUGAGGGUAAAUCUCUAUAUAUAGACACUGAAGGAACCUUUCGUCCAGAGCGGUUACUUGCUGUAGCUGAACGUUACAAGCUGGUGGGCAGUGAUGUGCUGGACAAUGUGGCUUAUGCUAGGGCAUACAACACAGAUCAUCAGACACAGCUGUUGAUACAAGCUUCGGCUAUGAUGGCAGAAUCAAGGUAUGCUCUACUGAUUGUGGACAGCGCUAUGUCGCUAUAUCGCACGGAUUACUCAGGCAGAGGAGAGCUAUCAGCCAGACAAAUGCAUCUUGCCAGGUUUCUGCGGAUGUUGCUUAGACUUGCUGACGAGUUUGGAGUGGCUGUUGUGAUCACCAAUCAGGUGGUGGCGCAGGUGGACGGAGCUGCUCUCUUCUGUGCUGACCCCAAGAAACCUGUUGGAGGAAACAUAAUGGCACAUGCUUCUACAACCAGAUUAUAUUUGAGAAAAGGUAGAGGAGAGACAAGAAUAUGCAAGAUUUACGACUCCCCUUGCCUCCCUGAGACUGAAGCCAUGUUCGCCAUUAAUGCAGACGGAAUAGGAGAUGCAAAGGAGUAGUCCAGCUAGUGCCUUUCCUCCUGGACUGAGAGACUGUCUAACAGUUUUUCUGUGUAUAUGUCACUUUGUAAAAUAGAAUUUAUUUAAAUAAGACAAGUAUUGUACAUUUAUAAUGGUCUUAAACUUGUAAUUAAUUAAAGUGCAUUCCAUUCUAAGAUGUUUAUGUACCUAUGUAUGUGUUUGUUACCACUAUGAAUGAAAAUAAAUGUGACAAGGUAAAA
Homalodisca vitripennis (glassy-winged sharpshooter) is the source of this 1442-nucleotide messenger RNA. It is a transcript of the gene spn-A, whose product is annotated as DNA repair protein RAD51 homolog A. The transcript has 8 exons. Gene Ontology annotation, cellular component: condensed nuclear chromosome. Gene Ontology annotation, molecular function: ATP hydrolysis activity; single-stranded DNA binding; ATP binding. The coding region runs from base 199 to 1221 and encodes 340 amino acids. Gene Ontology annotation, biological process: DNA recombinase assembly; mitotic recombination; DNA strand invasion. NCBI's taxonomy places the organism in Eukaryota, Metazoa, Arthropoda, Insecta, Hemiptera, Cicadellidae. The record is from RefSeq and is a predicted model, not a curated record.